AUGGUACAAAAAUUGAAUGAAAAUGGUCCAGAUUUGGGGUAUGACUGUUUCCUGUUUCAGAUUUAUCACUAUCUCCGAGGGAGAAUGAGAUGCGGCCGGCGGAACAGGGGCUACAGCAAUGAGAUCUCCUCGCACCACGGCUUCCCAAACAUCCAGGGACAUGGCUCCUUCUUCUGUGGUGGGGAAGGCUCGGUCAUGUACAGCCGGGGAGCUUCAUCCUUCGAGCCCAUGCCAACAUCAUCCACCUACAGUGUAUCAGGGGGGUACAGAUGUAGCAGUGAUGGAUCUGUUGUAAUAUCCAGUGGGGACAGUGGAGGGGCUGGCUGGGGAGUUGGAGGGGGGACAGUCCCUGUCUAUGGUGCUGGGCGAGGAAUAGGGUAUGGCAGUGAGGACCCAUGCAGGAGCAUCACUGGCAGCUCAGGUGGGGGAUCUGGCUGCCACAGCGAGAGAAUGGGCAUCACUGCAGGAGAAGGUUGUGGAUACGGAUACGAUGCAUCACCGAGAUGCAUCCCAGGGGCAGGUGGUGGAUCAGGGCACUAUAGUGGGGGAUCGGGCUAUAGCACAGGGGGAUACUCAGGCCCAGAGCUCAGCUCUGGAGGUGCUGGGUCCUCCCAGGCCGUGCAGCAGAAAUGCCCCGUGGUGGUUCCCAACAUCGAGGCCCAGCAGAUCAAGCAGAGCAACCACUGGCCCCAGAGCCAGAAGAAGUGA
Messenger RNA from Pezoporus flaviventris, 708 nucleotides. RefSeq names its product loricrin-like. The transcript has a single exon. Lineage: Eukaryota; Metazoa; Chordata; Aves; Psittaciformes; Psittacidae. The coding region runs from base 1 to 708 and encodes 235 amino acids. The record is from RefSeq and is a predicted model, not a curated record.